UAGAGAGAGAGAGAGAGAAAAAGAGAAAAAAACGAGAAAUAUAAUUUAAUAAACUUGCUUACAAAAUCAUGCAAAGAAAUCCAUUCCUAUCAACACACGUUGCACGUGUCCGAGAGCGCGUGUACAAGUGUGCUUAAUGCUGCAAAUUGCCUACUGUUAGGCGUUUGUUGUGAUACAAAAAAUAACGCUGCAUACUUUUAGGCGUCUUCAGCUCCGCACCGGUGUGUUUAUGUCCGUUUUAAUGCGGUUGUUUCACGUUCAAUAUCGCACAUCAUAACACCAUCAUGAUCUAUCCCAACAAAACAACAAAACGCCCAAAAUUGUUCGGUGACAAAAAACAGCCUAAGGGGAGGAAUAAAACCGCUCAAACCACGUAAACAACAUGAGUCUCAUUUUUAUGUUAUUGUUUUGUGUGCUGCUCUCUGCUCUGCUGCAGUGCUGCUGCUGAGCUUUAAAUUUAUCGCUUUUCAACACCGUCAACACGGUGUGGUAAAAACAGAUGCACACAAACACACACACGUACCAACUAAAUCCCUUCAGAGAUAUAUCUCUCCCUGCUUUUCGGCGUUUCCUCAUGCCCUACCAAACCGAAGGAUGGGAGGGAUUUGGGGUUUUGACUUCUCCACACACCUUUUUUCUCUCUCCCGGACUUCUCUUUUAAAGCAUGUUUCAGUACCCGUUGUGCAGUGUACCAUUACCACCACCACCAACACCACCACGAUCAUCGGGCUGACCGGUUUUGCGUUGCGACAAAAUUCAACCUAUUGGCCCGGGUGAUCCAAAACCCCACGUUGCAGCAGGACCGGACCACCGGUGGCACUAAAAAUACUUUCACGAAACACGACACGCCCCCCCACCAAUCUCGCCUCCCCACCACAGACACGCGUGUGCUUUUGGUGAUUUAUAUUAUUAGAGCAAAGAUACGCUGUCUUUUUUCUCCGUUUUUAUUCGCUCUCGUUUUUCAUUUCGCUUUUCUUGUUUUUCCCCCGCAAGGCGAACCCAGAUAGAGAAAGCGACACUGCGUAGAAAUGAAGCUGUGCAUUGUAAUUGGAAACUGUAGCGCAUGCUGCACUGGUUGCAAUGGCUACUGCCUCCCGAAGCAUCUGUUUCCGUGGUGUAGUGGUUAUCACAUCCGCCUAACACGCGGAAGGCCCCCGGUUCGAUCCCGGGCGGAAACAAGAUUACUUUUUUUCACUUUGUGUUAUACUUGUUCUUCUCUUCUUUAUACACUUUCUACUCUUUCGUCUCACAAACCCGAUUCUAUGUGAUCAUCAAAAUAACAUCUCAAACAACUGCUGUUAAUGAUGCUUUUUUUUGAAUGAUUCAUUAAAAUAAUUAAAAUCGUCACAGCAAAUGGUGAAAAGCGCCAUCUCCAAAGGACUACUAGAUCCAACAAACCAGAAUUGUAACAGCUUUGCUGCGCAUAUUGCAUAGCUAGUAGGCGGAUCUAAAGGCUCCCUAACACAGUUGCCCCCCCAAACGUAUGCAACCUGCGUUACAAGCUUAUUCAAAAACUUCAAAGUAAUGUAUUAAACUCCAGAACUUACUAGAAACUCAUCAACUCACGCUCUUAUUAUACCUGCUCGGGCAAAAUAAAUUGGCAAAACAAAUUAUGCUGUUUGUUGAUUACUUUAUCGUUUUGGAGCGCUCCUGUAAUGGAAUCCUUCACCCUGUUCAACAAUCUACACUCAAGCUAUGGUAAUUCAUUUAUAAUGACACUGCUGGCAUAUCAUGAAGCCCCCAAAAAACAGAUACAACCCACCCGAAAGCCCCACAAUCGAGCUCAUUCUGGACGUUCGUUUGGGGAAAUAACCAUCAUGGAAGUGAAUCGCGAAUGGACCAUCUCGUUAUUGCUAACAUUAGUAAACCUCUGGCUCUGGACAAACGGACCAGCGAUCGUUCAAUCGGCCCCACAGCCUUGCCAGCUGCAGGGAGCCAAAUGUGUCUACGAUAAGCUCAACCUUUCGGCCGACGGACUGCAACGCUUGCGCACCUCCGGGCGCGAUCUCCCGCAAGUGUUUCAGAUCGAUGUGAAGCUACUCAUCACCCCCUACCCCGACGGUGUUCUACUCCAACUCAUCUCGGAGUUUGUGCAGGAAGUCGUCUACGAGAACUACCGCGAACGCAUUCUACGCAUUCCGCCCGUUUCCGCACUCACCGAUCUCACCUUGCGGAAGGCUCCACCACUGCAAGCGGUCGCUGUGGCUGCACCGAACAAUCGACUCACCACGCUUAGCAUCAAGCAAUCGAACAUCCGCUCCAUGCCGAGUGCGCUGACCAAUCUACGCCAGCUGGCCACUCUCGCCAUAGAGAACGGAGCCUUGGAGUCUGUCAGUCUCGAUCCACUGGCCAACUGUCUAAAGCUGUCUAUUCUGAUGUGUGGCAACAACAAGAUCACACAGCUCAUCCCAAGUCAAAAUGAGAACCUCUUCGUCCCGCUAACCGAUCUGACACUCGCCAACAACCUGCUCGAAACGAUCGACGGGGCCUUCUUUCUACCCCUGCGACGACUUACGUACCUUGACCUGGGCUCUAAUCGGAUCCAGCGCAUCGAAGGACGUCCCCUCUCGCUGCCCCGGGUAAUGUACAUUCAGCUCGUAAGCAAUCAGCUCGCCGAGCUGGAUGUAACGCGCUGGAACCUGCCGAACGCGAUCGAGAUCUACUUCGACAACAACAACCUCACCCGCAUACCGAUCGGCAUACAAACCCUGCCCAAUCUGACCACCCUGGUACUGCCCAACAAUCUGCUAACCGUGGUCGAUCUGCGCCGCCUAGACGGGUGGACCAAGCUACAGCGCAUCAACCUCGCUGCCAACCGGCUAACCAACGUGAUCGUAACGGGACAGGGUCGUACAUCGCUCCCAAACUUGGAACAGCUGGACCUGUCCAACAAUCAGCUCACCCAACUGGAGUACGCACGGUGGGAUCUGCCGAAGCUUACCACACUGGUAGUCGCCCUCAAUGGGCUCACCCGGUUGCCCGAUCUGUUCAAGCUCUUUCCCAAGCUGCGGCGUGCGUUUGCCGUCCAAAAUCCCCUGCACUGCAACACCAUCCGCCAGUGGCAGCAGUACAUAGCGGAGUUUAAGCUGGCCGUUGAUGCGGCCAUGCCUGGGAUUAACUGCGCCACAAACUCCACGCACAAGCUCCCAUCGGGGCGUGUCAUUUGCUGUGUAGAAUAA
Molecule: messenger RNA, 3179 nt
Organism: Anopheles coluzzii
Lineage: Eukaryota; Metazoa; Arthropoda; Insecta; Diptera; Culicidae
Product: leucine-rich repeat protein SHOC-2-like
Exons: 2
Coding region: 1656-3179 (507 amino acids)
Molecular function (GO): protein binding
Source: RefSeq, a predicted model, not a curated record